Parasteatoda tepidariorum (common house spider) is the source of this 3035-nucleotide messenger RNA. RefSeq lists its product as uncharacterized. The record is from RefSeq and is a predicted model, not a curated record. Lineage: Eukaryota; Metazoa; Arthropoda; Arachnida; Araneae; Theridiidae. Gene Ontology annotation, molecular function: RNA polymerase II transcription regulatory region sequence-specific DNA binding; DNA-binding transcription factor activity, RNA polymerase II-specific. Gene Ontology annotation, biological process: regulation of transcription by RNA polymerase II; embryo development. Gene Ontology annotation, cellular component: nucleus.
AUCCUUAACAUAAUGAACAGCGAAAAAUAGUGGAAUAGAAAAUAAAAUAAAAAAUAAAAAAAUAGGGCAGAAAAAAAGUGGUUCGCACAGCAACCAGAAAUGUGCAGAGCGAAAUUUGUAUGAAAUAAAAAAAUGAAGGAAAAGUUUUGAAGAAUGAAAAAGACUCCUAUUGUUAUGGUAGUUCUAACGCCGCUCAAGUGCCGACGGCUUGGAUUGGCGGAAACCCCCAGAUGCCAUGACGUCGCUCAUUGGUCGAACGUGACUAGCGGGGCGUGUGACUUGAACGAACCACCGCGAAGCGCCCUUUUGCGUUGGCCGCAAAUGGGCUACAGAACACCUGCGCCUUAUUCUGCCUAACCCCCCCUUUCCCCGUGGGGGCUAAUUUACCGAGAGGGUACCCCAACCCCCCGAAAAGAGGUACUUUUCAGUCCUUACAUAAGUUCUGCAUGUAAGCUCACAUAAAAUCUUUGUCCGAUUGUCAAGCAGGCUGUGGUUUUGUGUUGUUCUGGGGGGGCCAUUCAAAAAGAUUUCCCCAUGUACCAGCCUUUUUUGACAUCCACUCUAUGUGACCACUUUUACCAACAGCAUCUGCUUUUUGACAAAAUUUAGAAGGGAUACUUGCUUAGUGACCUGAGUCUACAGCCGUCAUUUUUACAACAGGCACAGUGAUGACUAUGACUUUCUAACGGAUUUUGCAGAAUCGUCAGCUUUUUAUAAAUCAAUUGCAACACGAGACUCACGUGGUUUUCUGGAAACAAAAGUGAUUAGACUAUGAUUUCGAAUCCAAAUUGUAUUUUUAUGGUGGCGUCGAUUUAAAUUGAUUCUGCACAAUCGACGAGAAGUUGACCAACAAUUGAUGAAUUUGAUCUCUGUUUUUAGAAUUGGAAAUGUUGAAAAUGAAAUUUAUGAGGUAAAAAGUUCCUGGAAAAAUGUGUUUUUGUGUCUGAAACUAUUGAAAACUUUUUAAGAAACUGUAUUUCUAAAUAACAGAAAUCUGGGUUGAUAGUAUUACGUAUACAACAGAAGUGGUUAUUAACACAGAUAUCAACUACUUAUUGAACUGCAAUAAAAGAUAAAAAAAUAUAUAUAUCCAAUUCAAUUACUCCUACUUUGAUUGCAUUCGAUAAUUCUGGCCGAUUUUUUAUCUUUUAAAAAUUGGGAAUGCACGCUGAUGAUUUGGAGCUAAGUUUUUAAACUGUUAUUUUAAUUUCUUUUGAAAUGGCUUUGAAGAUGAAGAGAACAUUAAAUCAAGUGAAAUCUUUGAUUUGUUGGAGCACUUAUGAUUUCUAACGCAACCACCAAUACACCAAAUAUUUAAGAUGGCUGCCUCUCCACCUACUUUAAUUCAACCCCCGUCUCCUUCAAGCAACGACGAAAGUCCCGUGCCAUCAGAAGAGCCCAGCAAGAUGACGCGAGAGAAAGAAAAGCAAUCCCUGGCAUUCUCCAUCGCCAAGAUAAUGGAGCCAGGACCAAAGAAAAAAUCAAACUCUCCCGAUAAAGGAAUCACACCACUGCUCAACGUGAUGUUUGAAGAUUUCAACAAAAGGAUGUCUCUCAUGAAUCCACUCAUGGUGAAUCCCCUUCUAGCCUUCCCGCCGAAUAGAGGUGUCGAUGACGUGGAUCCAAUGGGCAUGAACUACAUAUCAAGUCAACAAAGAUAUCCUCCGAUGAACAUGGACGCCAUGUAUGAGCUGGCACUCAAACGUCUCAUGGAGAACUCUGGAAUGCAAGAUUUGAGGUGUCAGCUCAACAGCACUUGCUCAUCCUCUCGUUUCCUCAAUCAAAGAUCUCAAGACCUCCUCAGGCACUACAGUUUCAUGUACGCAUCCUUACCACCACAGCAACUGAUCAGAAACAAUGGUGAUUUACCGUGGGAAGAGGUACCACCAGCUCCCAAUGUGCAUAGUAUGGAUGCAGCUUCCAUCCACAAGGUGAUUCGUCCUCAACCAGUUUUUGCCACCACAUCCACUGGCGGAUCUCGCCAAGUGGAGGACACUAGUGACUCAGACGCUUUGUGCCAACCCCUUCCCAGCAGUAAUCCGAACUCUAGAUUUCCUGGGGAAGUUAAGAUAUCUUCAGAAUCGUCUGGGGAAUCAAGUAGUCCUGCAAGGCAAAAAAGAAAUCACAACAAGCAAAAAACUUUCACUUGUCCCGAGUGUGGGAAAGUGUUUAAUGCCCACUACAACCUCACUCGUCACAUGCCUGUUCAUACCGGUGCUCGCCCGUUUGUUUGCAAAGUUUGUGGUAAAGGUUUCCGACAGGCCAGCACACUCUGCAGGCAUAAAAUAAUCCACACACAAGAAAAACCACACAAGUGUCAUACAUGUGGAAAAGCGUUCAACCGCAGUUCGACAUUGAACACUCACAUACGAAUACACGCCGGAUACAAACCAUGGGUUUGCGAGUAUUGUGGUAAAGGUUUCCACCAAAAGGGCAACUACAAGAACCACAAACUAACUCAUAGUGGUGAAAAGGCUUAUAAAUGCUCGGUGUGUAACAAAGCUUUUCACCAAAUUUACAAUCUAACUUUCCAUAUGCAUACGCAUAAUGAUAAAAAACCAUAUACGUGCAAAGUGUGCGGUAAAGGCUUCUGUCGGAACUUUGACUUAAAAAAACACAUGCGUAAAUUACAUGACGGUGGCCUCGCGUCGUCCAGUGUCAGUCAUAGUCAUGAAAACAGCUCAGGACAGGCUGUUGCAGUGAGUUUAAUGAACCCAUUCUUUGUGUCUCCGAACUCAAAUGCAUAUAUGGAAGCGCCACCUAGAAUAGUUUUGUAGUACUAAUUGUAUAUAUAGGAAGAGGAAUUUUGUAUUCUACGCUUGUAUAAUAGGAACUCAGAUGUUAUGUUAAUAUAUUAAAAAUCUUAGUCAAUUUCCAGCAGAAAUUUGAAUCGCGAGGACAAAAAAGAGUUAGUGAUAUAAAUUGUUGGUUCUUUUAGUACCAUAGAAACAUUUAAAUCCCAUACAUUGGAAAUAUUUAAUUAUGUACUGGCAAUAGGGCUUUCUUAGUGAAAUAAAUAUUCUACAGCUCUUUUA